This is a messenger RNA of Myotis lucifugus (little brown bat), 5158 nucleotides long. It is a transcript of the gene COL5A2, whose product is annotated as collagen type V alpha 2 chain. The transcript has 44 exons. NCBI's taxonomy places the organism in Eukaryota, Metazoa, Chordata, Mammalia, Chiroptera, Vespertilionidae. The record is from RefSeq and is a predicted model, not a curated record. Gene Ontology annotation, molecular function: extracellular matrix structural constituent; protein binding. Gene Ontology annotation, cellular component: collagen type V trimer. Bases 1 to 3633 code for a protein of 1210 amino acids.
AUGGCGCUCUCACCUGCUGGGCAGCGGCAGCCCCAGGAGGAAGGGUAUGGUGAAGAGAUAGCCUGCACUCAGAACGGCCAGAUGUACUUGAACAGGGACAUCUGGAAGCCCGCCCCCUGCCAGAUCUGCGUCUGCGACAACGGGGCCAUUCUCUGCGACAAGAUCCAGUGCCAGGAGGUGCUGGAGUGUGCCGACCCCGUCACGCCCGCUGGCGAGUGCUGCCCCGUCUGCCCGCACUCCUCCGCAGGGGGCGGCACCCACUUCGGUAGAGGAAGAAAGGGAGAGAAAGGAGAGCCAGGAUCAGUGCCUGUUGUGACCGGCAUCCGUGGUCGGCCCGGACCCUCGGGCCCUCCAGGAUCGCAGGGACCAAGAGGAGACAGAGGCCCCAAAGGAAAGCCUGGUCCCCGUGGUCCGCAGGGAAUUGAUGGGGAGCCAGGUGUUCCGGGCCAACCAGGGCCCCCGGGGCCUCCCGGACACCCGUCCCACCCGGGACCCGACGGCAUAAGCAGGCCGUUUUCAGCACAGAUGGCCGGGCUAGACGACAAAGCCGGACUCGGCAGUCAGAUGGGGCUGAUGCCGGGCUCAGUGGGUCCUGUUGGCCCCAGGGGACCUCAAGGUCUACAAGGGCAGCAAGGCGGUGUAGGCCCUGCAGGACCUCCCGGGGAGCCUGGGGAGCCCGGACCGAUGGGUCCGAUUGGUGCUCGCGGACCAGAGGGCCCUCCCGGGAAACCCGGUGAAGAUGGCGAACCCGGGAGAAAUGGGAGUCCUGGUGAGGUGGGCUUCUCGGGGUCUCCGGGAGCCAGAGGAUUUCCCGGGGCGCCCGGGCUGCCAGGCCUGAAGGGCCACCGCGGACAUAAAGGUCUUGAAGGCCCUAAAGGUGAAGUUGGAGCAACCGGUUCCAAGGGUGAAGCCGGUCCUACUGGCCCAAUGGGUGCCAUGGGUCCUAUGGGUCCCAGGGGAAUGCCGGGAGAGAGAGGCAGGCUUGGGCCGCAGGGUGCUCCGGGACAACGAGGUGCACAUGGUAUGCCAGGAAAACCCGGGCCGAUGGGUCCUCUCGGGAUACCUGGCUCUUCUGGUUUUCCAGGAAAUCCUGGGAUGAAGGGAGAAGCAGGUCCCACCGGGGCCCGAGGCCCUGAAGGACCGCAGGGGCAGCGAGGCGAGACGGGGCCGCCGGGGCCCGUGGGCUCGCAGGGCCUCCCGGGCGCAGUGGGGACGGACGGUACUCCUGGCGCCAAAGGCCCGACGGGUUCUGCAGGCCCCUCUGGGCCCCCUGGCCUGGCAGGGCCCCCCGGAUCCCAAGGACCUCAGGGCAGCACUGGGCUUCCAGGAAUUCGAGGCCAACCGGGCGACCCAGGAGUCCCAGGCUUCAAAGGAGAAGCUGGCCCCAAAGGGGAACCGGGGCCCCAUGGCAUUCAGGGCCCCAUCGGCCCCCCUGGUGAAGAAGGCAAAAGAGGUCCCCGCGGCGACCCCGGCGCAGUCGGUCCUCAAGGGCCGGUGGGAGAAAGGGGUGCUCCUGGCAACCGCGGUUUCCCGGGCUCUGACGGCUUACCUGGACCCAAGGGGGCGCAAGGAGAGAGGGGGCCUGUUGGCUCGUCAGGACCUAAAGGAGGGCAGGGGGACCCAGGACGCCCCGGGGAACCAGGGCUGCCGGGCGCUCGGGGUCUGACAGGCAAUCCUGGGGUUCAAGGUCCUGAAGGGAAACUCGGGCCUUUGGGCGCUCCGGGGGAGGAUGGCCGCCCCGGGCCCCCCGGCUCCAUAGGAAUCAGGGGGCAGCCUGGGACCAUGGGGCUCCCCGGCCCCAAGGGCAGCAGUGGUGAUCCUGGCAAACCGGGGGAAGCAGGAAAUGCUGGUGUCCCUGGACAGAGGGGAGCUCCUGGGAAAGACGGCGAAGUCGGCCCUUCCGGGCCCGUGGGCCCCCCGGGCCUCGCUGGGGAGAGAGGCGAGCAGGGACCCCCUGGCCCCACCGGCUUUCAGGGGCUUCCAGGCCCCCCAGGGCCUCCUGGGGAAGGCGGAAAGCCAGGCGAUCAGGGAGUUCCUGGCGAUCCGGGGGCCGUGGGCCCACUGGGACCUCGAGGAGAGCGAGGAAACCCGGGGGAGCGAGGAGAACCGGGAAUCACCGGGCUGCCCGGCGAGAAGGGGAUGGCCGGCGGGCACGGCCCCGAUGGCCCGAAGGGCAGCCCCGGACCAGCUGGCGCCCCCGGGGACACGGGCCCGCCGGGCCUCCAAGGCAUGCCCGGGGAGCGAGGGCCGGCCGGCACGCCUGGCCCCAAGGGCGACAGGGGCGGCCUAGGAGAGAAAGGCGCUGAAGGCACAGCUGGGAACGAUGGAGCAAGAGGUGACCGUGGAGACCCUGGACCCGCGGGUCUGCCAGGCUCUCAGGGUGCCCCGGGCACUCCCGGCCCCGUUGGCGCCCCCGGAGACGCAGGACAGAGAGGAGACCCGGGUUCCCGGGGUCCCAUAGGGCCACCUGGUCGAGCUGGGAAGCGUGGCUUACCUGGACCCCAAGGGCCUCGCGGUGACAAAGGCGAUCAUGGGGACCGCGGCGACCGAGGCCAGAAGGGCCACCGGGGGUUCACCGGUCUUCAGGGACUUCCCGGGCCUCCUGGUCCCAAUGGUGAGCAAGGCAGUGCUGGGAUCCCUGGACCAUUUGGCCCACGAGGUCCCCCGGGCCCAGUGGGCCCCUCAGGGAAGGAAGGAAACCCCGGGCCGCUGGGCCCCAUCGGGCCUCCUGGAGUGCGGGGCAGCGUCGGGGAGGCGGGGCCCGAGGGUCCUCCGGGCGAGCCUGGCCCGCCUGGGCCUCCGGGUCCCCCGGGCCACCUCACGGCCGCCCUUGGGGACAUCCUGGGGCACUACGAUGAGAACAUGCCAGACCCCCUCCCCGAGUUCACGGAAGACGAGGCGGCUCCUGACGACAAGAACAAGACGGACCCCGGCGUCCACGCCACCCUCAAGUCCCUCAGCAGCCAGAUUGAGACCAUGCGCAGCCCCGACGGCUCUAAGAAGCACCCGGCCCGCACGUGUGAGGACCUGAAGCUCUGCCACUCCGCAAAGCACAGCGGCGAGUACUGGAUUGACCCUAACCAGGGGUCCGUGGAAGACGCCAUCAAAGUUUUCUGCAACAUGGAGACGGGCGAGACGUGUAUCUCAGCCAACCCGUCGAGCAUCCCCCGGAAAACCUGGUGGACCAGCAGGUCGUCCGACCACAAGCCCGUCUGGUACGGCCUCGACAUGAACAGAGGCGCUCAGUUUGCUUAUGGAGACCACCAGUCGCCCAGCGCAGCCAUCACCCAGAUGACCUUCCUGCGCCUCUUGUCAAAAGAAGCGUCGCAGAACAUCACCUACGUCUGCAAGAACAGCGUCGGCUACAUGGACGACCAAGCGCAGAACCUCAAGAAGGCCGUGGUCCUUAAAGGGUCAAACGACUUGGACAUCAGGGCGGAAGGGAACAUCAGGUUCAGAUACAUCGUCCUUGAGGACACGUGCUCGAAACGGAAUGGGAAUGUGGGCAAGACCGUCUUUGAAUACAGAACCCAGAACGUGGCGCGCUUGCCCAUCAUAGACCUGGCCCCCGUGGAUGUCGGCGGCACAGACCAAGAAUUCGGCGUCGAGAUCGGGCCAGUUUGCUUUGUGUGAAGCAGCCAUGGUCCGUCGACAGCGAGCAACACCCUCACCAUCCAUGGCCCCACCGGUCGCGAGAACCUUGCCUGCGUGAAGCUGAUCCUGAGACUCUUGAAGUAGUGGCUGGCUCCAGUCAGCGUUGUACAUAUGGUCUUACAUGCCUGGCCUUAGCCUUCAGAAUAUUUAUUUUACUUACAGUCCUCAAGUGUCCAUUGAGUUAAAGGAUUUUUCAAUACAGAAGUUUAGGUGUAAGAUGACCAAUGACAAUGACCACCUUUAAGAAAAAGUAAACAGAUUGAAUACAUAGUCUUUGUUUUCUUCAGUUUAUUUCAAUGUAAUGAUAAAGUUGCUUAGUAUUUAUGAGAAAACUCCUCUUCCUGGCUGGUAGCUUAGAGAGUGGGGUCUGUGAAACCACAGCACAUGUUUAUCUCCCGUGGCUGCAGUUGGACAAAUCAAAGGUGGUGCCUCUUUGCGACCUCUCAGACCCGAUGAUCAAUUAAAAGUGAAAGAUGAUCGAUCAAGGGUUGCCCUUGAGAUAGAAACCCUCGUGCAUGUCUUGAUAUUGUAUAACUAUCAGAGAGACUCUUUAAAGAGAAUCUUGAAAAAAAUGGUUCCUCACUGUUUUAAAUGGACUUUUUAAAUAAUAUAUAUUCAGUGAAAUUUCUUGAAAACAAAGUGAACUUAGAUUUUAUAAAGGGUGGUAAGUGUAGACUUUUUCCUCAUUCAGAUUUAAAGGUAUCUUUCCCUCUUGACUUAGCCUAUUAAUACAGCUGGAAGUCACCAUUGAGUAAACCAUUGGGCACAGCACUUUCUUGUUUAAGAAGACAUUGAAUGCAAAACUUUCACACAUACAACCUUAUCAGCAUGUCCAGGACCCAGAGCUGAGAGUCUUCCGAUGGCAGUAGCAUCGUCCCGAAGCCUGUAACGAAGAAAAGAUUGUUUAGAAACCCAGGCGUGGAGCUGACUGAUCGGAUGUGAUGAUUGGAAAUAGAACCAUCUGGCCAUUGAACUCUCCGGGGAAACAUGACCAACAUGUCUUAGCAUGAGCUACCUCAUCUCUAGAAGCUGGGAUGGACUUACUAUUCUUGUUUAUAUUUUAGAUACUAAAAGGUGCUAUGCUUCUGUUAUUAUUCCAAGACUGGAGAUAGGCAGGGCUAAACUGUAUUGUUAUUUUUCCUUUAAUGAUGGUGCUAAAAUUCCUCUAUAAAAUUCUUUAAAAAUAAAGAUGGUUUCAUCAGUGCCAUUUGUGAAAGCCUUAGACUUGGCCGUUUCUGAAAGAGGGGCCGCUGCUCCGUGCCUUCCCACCGUCCCCCCUCACGCUGUAUCUGGGAUGUUUGUAACCUGCCUGCUUCCGAGUCCGAGCAUGUCGGGCCCCUGUGUCUCAAGGUUGUUGUUUUUCCUUAAUUGCAUUGUGUUGGCUCCAUUUUAAUUUCUUCUUUAACAAUAAACAGCUGGGACCAUCCCAAAGACAAGCCAUGCACACAGCUGUAGUCAUGUAUCUGCAAAGCAUCGAAUUAAAUGCACGCUUUUGUGACGGCAA